Molecule: messenger RNA, 1808 nt
Organism: Amaranthus tricolor (Joseph's coat)
Lineage: Eukaryota; Viridiplantae; Streptophyta; Magnoliopsida; Caryophyllales; Amaranthaceae
Product: cysteine proteinase mucunain-like
Exons: 5
Coding region: 92-1495 (467 amino acids)
Cellular component (GO): lysosome
Molecular function (GO): cysteine-type endopeptidase activity
Source: RefSeq, a predicted model, not a curated record
CCUCCUAUUUUUUUUUAUAUAAACUCUUCUUCACCUCUCCUUUCCUAUCACAAAUAUCAUUUCCCCUCUUUUCUUCAUCUCUCCAACAAUAAUGGCGUUCUCAAAACCCUCCUAUUUCUCUUUACUUCUUCUCUUCUCCCUUCUUUCUCUCUCCUUCGCCAUGGAUAUGUCGAUCAUCUCCUACGAUCGCAACCACAAUCUCGCCUCCUCGUCGGGUAGAUCCGACGCUGAAGUGAUGCUAAUAUAUGAAACAUGGCUAGUCAAACACAAGAAAAAUUACAAUGCUUUGGGAGAAAAAGAGAAGAGAUUUGAGAUUUUUAAGGAUAAUCUAAAGUUGAUUGACCAGCAUAAUUCUGACGAGUCACAAACGUUUAAAUUAGGGCUUAAUAAGUUUGCUGAUUUGACUAAUGAUGAGUUUAGAUCUAUUUAUUUGGGGAAGAAGACGAAGAAAGCUUCGAUGAGAUUGUUGUCUAAGAUGAAGAUGAAGAGUGAUCGGUAUGCCGUUAAGGAAGGUGAUCAAUUGCCAGAGUCUGUUGAUUGGAGAGAGAAAGGUGCUGUUGCUUCCGUCAAAGAUCAAGGGGCGUGUGGGAGUUGUUGGGCAUUCUCUGCAAUUGCUGCUGUGGAAGGAAUAAAUCAGAUUGUCACCGGAGAUUUGGUGGCUUUGUCUGAGCAAGAGCUUGUUGAUUGUGACACUUCUUACAAUUCUGGAUGUGAUGGUGGUCUUAUGGACUACGCAUUUGAGUUCAUCAUCAACAAUGGUGGUAUCGAUACUGAAGCAGACUAUCCUUACAAACAAAAGGAUGGCACUUGUGAUCAGGCUAAGAAAAAUGCCAAGGUCGUUACAAUUGAUGGAUAUGAAGAUGUUCCUGAGAAUGAUGAAAAGGCAUUGCAGAAGGCAGUUGCUCACCAGCCAGUAAGUGUUGCCAUUGAAGCCGGUGGCUAUGCCUUCCAGUUGUAUCAAUCGGGUGUUUUCACUGGAAGAUGUGGAACAGAUGUGGAUCAUGGUGUUACAGCUGUUGGUUAUGGCACUGAGGAUGGCAAGGACUACUGGCUUGUGAGGAAUUCAUGGGGCGCUGACUGGGGAGAGAACGGUUACAUAAGGAUGGAGAGGAAUGUUAAGGGUUUGAGAUCAGGUAAAUGUGGUAUUGCCAUAGAGGCCUCUUAUCCAGUCAAAACCGGAGAUAACCCUCCUAACCCAGGCCCUACUCCACCAUCUCCGCCAUCACCCACUGUAACUUGUGAUUCAUACUACUCAUGCCCUUCUGCUACCACCUGCUGCUGUGUCUUUGAAUAUGGUUCUUACUGCUUUUCCUGGGGUUGUUGCCCAUUGGAGUCUGCUGUCUGCUGUGCUGACCACUCUAGCUGCUGUCCCCAUGACUAUCCCGUCUGCAACAUCAGAAGGGGUACCUGCAACAAGAGCAAGAACAGCCCGUUGAGUGUUAAAGCAUUGAAGCGGACUCCAGCAACCCUCCAUGCAACAUUCGGCCUUUUCUAAGCACCUAACAUUGCAGCUAAAAUAGAUUUCUCGACUUUGUCAUUAAUCAGAUGAUGCUGGAGGACUACUGCUGCUCAAGUUGGCUUCUCGUAUCAAGGAAAAGUCGUAUUCUUCACCAUGCAUCAUUUCCUUCUGCUUGGUGGUUUUGUAUAUAUGCUCUAAAUCGCACUAAGAAACUUUAUGGGAAUUAAUCCAUGUUAAAGACAUGGGAAUUGGAAUAUUGCACAUUCGCUUUAAGUAAUUACUGAUUUGUGUAUACAGUUUCACCUAUAUUCAGUUAUUAUGAAUUACUGAUUCGAUCUGCUACUAAGAA